AUGCAGUUCAAGGCUUUCCUCGCGGCUGCCUUCGCUGCUACUGCUAUGGCACAGGACAGCUCCCUCGCUUCCGAACUUGCAUCCAUCACAUCAAACCUUGCCACGCUCAGUAUUCCGCUUCCAAGCAACGAGCUUUCAAUCUUUUCUGUCCUGGCAACCGCAGUUCCUCCCGGGUUUGUGACAGCACUCAGUGAUCCUGCAGUUUCGGCUUCCUUCGCAAGCGAGUUGUCUGCUGGCAAUGCCCCUUCCUGGUACUCUGCUCUGCCCUCAGAUGUUAGAAGCUACAUCGAUGGCGCUGCCAGCGCUGCUAGCGCCGCUACAGACAAUGCGUCGUUGUCUUCCGCCGUAGAGUCCAUCACUGCCAGUAUCAGUUCCGUUGCAGCCUCUGUUACCUCUCAACUCAGCGCAGAUGCCAGUUCCGUAGGAGCAUCUGUUAGCUCUCGACUCAGCGCAGCCUCUGCCUCUGCCUCUGCCACCGGCUCAUCAAGCGCGACCUCAACGGGGGGUGCUCCUGCCCCUACUGGCGCCGUUGUUGCUAGUAUGGCGGGUGUUAUCGGCGUAUUGGCUCUUGCCAUCGGGUUGUAA
Molecule: messenger RNA, 585 nt
Organism: Endocarpon pusillum Z07020
Lineage: Eukaryota; Fungi; Ascomycota; Eurotiomycetes; Verrucariales; Verrucariaceae
Exons: 2
Coding region: 1-585 (194 amino acids)
Source: RefSeq, a predicted model, not a curated record